UUUUCAGCACAUGCGAGUUUUCUUAACGAAUGUAAAUACAUUGAACUGACUUAAGAUCUCCUGAUAGAACGAUGUCUCGACUGGCCAAGAAAGCGCCGUCUCUGUGUUCGGACUCACCUCUCGACAAAGCUGAAGUGCAGACCAAGCUUCGUCAUCUGUCGCAGCUUCUCAGAUCCUGCGUCGGUCCGUCUGGGCGACUGAAACAGGUCCACAACAACAUCGGCGGGCAAGUGACGACCACUUCAACGUCGUGUGUUCUUCUUGCCGCCAUUUCUUCCUCACACCCCUUGCUUAAUCUCAUAAUCCAGUCCGUCCGUAGCCACGUUUCUCGGUUCUGCGACUGCGGUUUGCAGGCUGGGAUCCUGUGCAUCUCUUUAAUAGAGGCGUCAGAACGGGGUGCUCUGAGAGGAAGCGUCGCCAUCCGCGUGUACAAGCACCUGCUGAGUCUGUGCGAUGCUUACCUGCACCAGGACAAGUGCGGGUGUGUGGUGCAGCUGGACUUCAGCAGCAGCCAGAACUUCAUCACGCUGGCUCGCAGCGUUGUGUCCAGCAAACCUGCGUGUGUCCUGACAGGUGCAGAGCAACUUCACAUCAGCACGUUGUUGGUGAAGUCCUUCUUGUUGACUGUACCCUGCAGCAGCCCCGGGAGCGCAGCCCUCGGCCGAACCAUAACAAUGCCAAUGGAAGGUCUCCCAGUGUUGGACUCUGCUGUGUUUCCAGGCGUCCUGCUGGACCUGCCUGAAUUCAUCACUGAGUUUCACACCUCUGGUCCUCUGCGCGUGGCGUUGUUCGCCAUCUCUCUGGCUGGAGACCUUCCUGGAAUCGGUGACGGGACAGUAGAGGUGCACCAGGGUGUGGACACUGACUCGCAGGUGGUGGACGAGCUCAUGAAGAUCGCUGAGCAGGUUGUUCAGGAUGAGGUGAAGCUCCUUGUGUGCCAGAAGGUCGUCCAUCCGGUGCUGCAGCAUUACCUGAGGAGCCACGGCGUCGUGGUGGUGGAAAGAGUCGGCAUCCGAUUCAUGGAGCCGCUCGCCGAGCUGACAGGAGCCCGACCUGUCGGGACUUUACACACCGCCAUCCCAUCCAAGGCCUAUGGAGAAGUUAAAAAUGUGCAGCUCAGACCGUUUGGAUCCAAGAACCUGUUGCAUUUACACCCUGCUGAGCAGUCGGUGACCUGCACUAUGGUACUCUGCCACAGGAACGAGACGAUGUUGAAUGAGCUGAAGGUGGCGUGCCAGAAAGCAGAGCACGUGCUGAGACUCACUCUGAGGGAACCAAAGUCACUACUCGGAGGUGGAUGCACUGAGACCCAUUUGGCCGCCUACAUCAGACACCAGUGCGAGCACAACAACAGAGAAACCGCGUCAACGUUGGGGUGCACGCCAGGCGAGUACCUGCUGGGCGUGGAAGCUUUCUGCAGCUCUUUGGAAUGCGUCGCUCGAGCCCUUGAACACAGCCAUAGCAGUUCCAUCAUUGACCCGACUGGUGCUCACCACUGGACUCUGCAAGCUGACGUGACACCAGAACAGAUGCAGAGUCACGUUUGCGGCUGUGGGCUGAGGAACAACUACAAGAGGAGUUGUUCGAUGACGGAGGGUCCAGGGUUUUCACCUGAGCUGCCGGAGGAAACCGCGUUGCGAUGCAGAGUUCUGGACUCUUUCACAGCGAAGAAGAAUGCGCUGCAAGUUGCUGUAGAAACUGCAAAUAUUGUUCUGGAUGUGAAUUUUAUCAUUCAAGAUAAGAACUGAGCACUACUGUUCCUUUUCUGAGAAAAAGAAAAAAAAUCAAAAGAUAAACUGAGGUACUGUACAAUAACAUUUACAAUUAUUAUUAAAAAAAAAGACAAUUUAAAAGUUUAAAAAAGGACGGGUCUAGCUGAGGAUGCUGACUUUAUAAAGCAUUUGUAUUUAUUCUACUUAUUUAUCGUACUGUAGUUAUUAUAGUCAAUGCAUCUUUCUUCACAGUGCUCUUCCACUUUAAAGUAUAUCAUGUCAGAACACUCAUUCUUGGUGAUACAAUUCUUAAGUUAAAGGAAAAUAAAACACAAUAACCAGCACUCAAUAAUUCCCAUUUGGUUAGGAUGAUUUUAUCUUUUGGGGUCCUGAUGGAUGGGGAACAGAAUAGCUCUUAAACAGCCUAACGAAUUUCAGUGAAAGUUUCAGGGCUGGUUGGAAUUUAGAAGUGGUUCGAUUAGAUUUAGGUGGAGUUCUGUAUGUUCAUUUGGACUUACCAAGGUAAAGAUCCCUCCAUCGAAUUCCAAAGAGACGAAAGCCAUAUCCAGUCACAUGACUGGCUCCGAUUAAAACAGUCAGCAAGCGGAUAUUCAGACUGUCACUGGGUUUCUCCUUCAUCCUAUGCAGACUUUUCUUGAGCCAACAAUGCAACUGUUACAGGAGCUACGAAGCACUCACGCCACCUGCUGUCCACUUGAGCUCAUUGCUUUUAGAAUACGUCACAUGAAAUGAAUUUCUGAAUUUAUUAAAAACAAAAACAGUAUUAAUUGAAACGGGAGGUUGAUUCUUUUUUGCCUGAGCCACAUGAACUGACUUUUCUUGAGUGGCAGUUCUGCUCCUUGACAUCAAUAGUUCCGAUACUCGACAGAGCAGAGUGGACACCCAUGAGAAAACUCAUUUGGUCAGUUGUCAUGACUGAAAGCUUGAAUACAGAUGUGUCAAUGAAGAACUCAUCCACUGAAUGGAGUGAAUGGAUAAACCUCACAGUAAAAGAUUACGUAAAUCCAUUACGGUGUGUUAAGAACCACGUGAGGAAAGCAGAGCACCAAGAAGGGAUACGUGGCAAGAUUCCAACUUUUUACGUAUUUUUAUUGAAAUCAGUCCUCUACUUUUUGCAUAAACCUGCAGACAUAUAAACGAAACCAACAGACCCGGAUGAAAACAUGACCCAACUCUGAAAGAGGUAAUCAGAAAUGACACACCGAACGUUGAGAAUACAGCAACCAAACUGUUCCGCAUGAUUCCAGGAAAAGAGAGAAAAGAACAAAGCAGACGUGUUUUCAGUAAAUUUUACUCUUUUUGUAACAUGAAUUCUUCGCUUCAUCAGAAGAGCCUUUUGGGAUGCUUUAUCAGUGGAACCUGAGAUAAAGAAACUCCAAAGGGAGCAGUUUAGAUUUCAUAUAUGUUCCUAUCCUCUAUGCAAGAACAACAAAAAUACAGAGAUACUUCUAAAAUAAAAUAAAAAAAUGAAAAAGAAGACAGUGUUGAGGUUCAGGCU
Synchiropus splendidus (mandarinfish) is the source of this 3231-nucleotide messenger RNA. RefSeq names its product MKKS centrosomal shuttling protein (gene mkks). The record is from RefSeq and is a predicted model, not a curated record. Gene Ontology annotation, biological process: chaperone-mediated protein complex assembly; intracellular transport; protein folding. Bases 72 to 1748 code for a protein of 558 amino acids. Gene Ontology annotation, cellular component: kinociliary basal body; nucleus; cytoplasm. NCBI's taxonomy places the organism in Eukaryota, Metazoa, Chordata, Actinopteri, Syngnathiformes, Callionymidae. Gene Ontology annotation, molecular function: ATP binding. The transcript has 4 exons.